AUGUCAGAUCUAAUUAAACUGGUGGGCGCCUUCUUGGCUUCCCCCAGGAGAGAAAGCAGCGUCAGAACAUUGAGCCUUAGGGUCCGCUUGAUCACCAAUCUCUUGUUGGACAUUGGGAAACUAGUUUGCAAUUCUGUCGACAGUGGUAAACUGAAGAACUUGGAGCUUGAGAUUCCAACUGUGAAGAACAUUUAUGAUUCUGAUGAAACGGAUAUGCGGGAGCAUGCGCACAGCCUGAUGUUCUUUUUCGACUCAUCUCCUCGCCUAUUUGGUUGCCUAACAAAACUCUUUUUGUAUAAUGCGAGUUUCACGGAACCAGACAUGCACCGCCUUUUACUUAGCUGUGAGCAACUACAAAAUCUUAAACUCCAUGAUUGUGAUAUUGGAUAUUUAUCAGUACUGAAGAUGGAUCUACCGAACUCAAAACUGCGUGCACUCCAACUCGUUUCAUGCAGUUUUGAGAGGGUUCAGUUAAUCCGCCUUCCGAAAUUGGUUCAGCUACACUGUAAACAUUGGAAUUCGGAAACUUUUCCUGUUUCUUUCAAUUUUGUUCCUUGCCUUGAUGAAGUAAAAUUCUGCACUGCAACAAGUGAUGACACAAGAUUCAAGAUAACUGAACUUCUAGGUGAUACGGCAAAUGUGCAGGUUCUUACUUUGAAUUUCCACGGAGGAAAGAUUUCGAUUGUACCAGAAGGAAAAGAACUUCAAAAUUCCUUCAAGACACUAAGGAAGCUAUUCCUACAUGGGAUCGAUGUGGAAUUGGAUCUCUUAUGGACACUAGUCCUACUUGAGUCUGCACCAUCCGUCCAAAUAUUUGGUAUCAAGGUAUGGAACCAUAUUUGCGGAAAGGACACACAGAGGAGAAAAAUGUGUCCUGAAAGAACAACUGGUUCUUGGAGCACUACAAAGCUUGGUGACGCGACAUCUUUCUUGCAAUUAAAAAGGCUUGAGUUUGGUGGAUUCAAGCAAGUAAAGGAGCAUUUGGAUCUUAUUAGAGCUGUCAUCAAGCGUGCUCCCAACUUGGAGACUCUUCUUUUAGAAGACAAAAAAUACUGCCAGAAAUGUGAAGCAGUUACUAACUCAGUUUGUUCUUCAAAGACAUCAACGUUUUUGAAGAAUGAGGAAGACAUAAUGUGUUCACUUUCUGACGCUGCGCACCCAUCAGGCAUCAGGCUUGUUGUUUGA
Molecule: messenger RNA, 1185 nt
Organism: Panicum virgatum (switchgrass)
Lineage: Eukaryota; Viridiplantae; Streptophyta; Magnoliopsida; Poales; Poaceae
Exons: 4
Coding region: 1-1185 (394 amino acids)
Source: RefSeq, a predicted model, not a curated record